AUGAAUACAGUGGCUUCAGAAUAUUCUGCUGAGGUAAAUAGUACACCAAUUGAACAUAGUUUUAACCCUUAUUCAGAUAAUGGUGGUACAAUUUUAGGUAUUGCAGGUGAAGAUUUUGCCGUUUUGGCAGGUGAUACAAGACAUACAACAGAUUACAGUAUUAAUUCACGUUAUGAACCAAAAGUAUUUGAUGUUGGUGAUAAUAUUAUAAUGUCAGCAAAUGGAUUUGCUGCAGAUGGUGAAGCUUUAUUAAAAAGAUUUAAAAAUAGUCUCAAAUGGUAUCAUUUUGAUAAUAAUGAAAAAACUUUAUCAAUGAGUGCAGCUGCAAGAAAUAUUCAACAAUUAUUAUAUGGUAAAAGAUUUUUCCCUUAUUAUGUACAUACAAUUAUUGCAGGUUUAGAUCAAGAUGGUAAAGGUACAGUUUAUUCAUUUGAUCCAGUUGGAUCUUAUGAAAGAGAACAAUGUAGAGCAGGUGGUGCAGCUGCUUCAUUAAUUAUGCCAUUUUUAGAUAAUCAAGUUAAUUUUAAAAAUCAAUACGUUCCAGGUACAGAUGGUAAAGAAAAGAGACAUAUUAAAUUUUUAACAAUUGAUGAAGUUGUUAAAUUGGUUAGAGAUGCAUUUACAUCAGCUACAGAAAGACAUAUACAUGUAGGUGAUGGUCUAGAAAUUUUAAUUGUAACAAAAGAUGGUGUAAGGAAAGAAUAUUUCGAAUUAAAGAGAGAUUGA
This is a messenger RNA of Maudiozyma saulgeensis, 726 nucleotides long. Lineage: Eukaryota; Fungi; Ascomycota; Saccharomycetes; Saccharomycetales; Saccharomycetaceae. The record is from the annotation of a GenBank genome assembly.